Molecule: messenger RNA, 1374 nt
Organism: Adineta ricciae
Lineage: Eukaryota; Metazoa; Rotifera; Eurotatoria; Adinetida; Adinetidae
Source: the annotation of a GenBank genome assembly
AUGAAAUAUAUUUCGACUAUUCUAACCUUGUAUUUAGCAUUACUAUGGCGCACUGAUUUUGAUCUUCUCUUUGAUUGGUCUGCUUCACCAUCAUCGUCAUCAUCAUCGGUCAUAAGUUCUUCGAUUAAACGGCCUCAUUUUUCGAAUACAACUUCGUUAUCUCAAACAUUCUCUCUCGAUGCUUACACCCGUUUGACUCUGUUCAAUUUUCUAUUCGCUUCGACUGUUUGCAUCUUCCGCGAACCUUAUGUCUUUUGGUCGAUCUCGAAGAUAUUUUCAUUGAUCUAUUCUCUUGCUGUAGCAUUGAACGUUAUACAAUGGUGUUUAAUGUACAGCGCGUUUCAAUUAUUACUGAAAAAUAUCUGUUUCAACACGAUGGAAUCAAAACAGAACAUCGGCUAUUUGCUUCUCCAUCAACCAUACACAACAUUUUUUCUGUAUCUGUUACUUGAAUUUCUCAUUUUUAUAUCUUCUAUCACAUUUUAUUACUACGGAUACAAUCGCUUCAAAUCCUCGGAAAAUUUCAACUGUAAAUCAUCGUGUUACGAUCGUUGCUCACAUUACUGUCCUAGUUUGAUUGCUAUUAUCAUUUUACUAUUGUAUACCUCAUGCAAAAUGCCACUUGUUCACGAUAUAUUUUUACUUUACCUUCAAACACAUUUGCAGACGUUAUUUUUAACCUUUGUUUUCGAAAUCGUUCAUGUUUUACUGAUUCUCGCACUGUGGAUUUACUUAACGACAAAAGCCGAUUGGCAUGUUAAAAACUCACACAGACAAGAACAUUUCGCAUCGAUGAUGAACCACGGUUUAACAGUGAAGAAUACUCCGAUACAACCAACGGCAGUGUCUUUGCCAGAUUUGAAUGGUCAUUGUCCAAAUACAGAUAAACCUUCUCGAAGAUUAUCGGAUAAUCUUUAUCAAAAACCUUAUGAAAAGAUUCGAAUCUUUCAAUCGGAAAUCUACUAUCGAAACCCGCGAAAGAACUGGAGUUUACCGUUGAAUCAACAAUCGACAAUGAUGGCAACAUUUGAUCAUGAUGACGAUGACGAUAAUGGCGAUAUCGAUGGCAAAGACAUCGUUGUACGUUCGACAUCUUAUCCAACUAAUGAAGUUCAAUAUCGUGAUACAGUUCGAAAGACUGUUUCGAAUAUUUACAAGUUUCCGAUGGAAUACAAAGAGGAACUGCCGGCAAAAGAAUUAGCAUUGUCAAGUAAACAUGACAAUCUACCUCCUGUACCACCUGUUAAACGUUUUUCACAAGAACAAGUAGAAGCAGCAAGAUUGCGAGCGCAACAGAUGAUUCUCCAGCGACAAAAAUCCUCCGACUUCCUACAAGAUCACCGUUCAACAACUUUACUUGUUAGUCAAGUUUGA